AUGAGUCCAAACGAAGCAACUAUCACUUUACCAAAUAAUAAGACUAUUAAAACUCCCACUGGUCUAUUUAUCAAUAACGAAUUUGUCGACUCGGUUGAUGGGAAACGUUUUGAAACCAUUAAUCCCGUUACCGAAAAAAUUAUUACCACGGUAGCUGAAGCAUCAGAAAAAGAUGUUGAUAUAGCAGUUGAUGCUGCCGAGAAAGCUUUUAAUGAAGCUUGGCGAUAUUUUACUGGAGUUCAAAGAUGUAAACUGCUUAAUAAAUUAGCAGAUUUGAUGGAACGUGAUUUGGAUGAAUUGGCUGCUUUAGAAUCUUUGGAUAAUGGUAAAACUUAUAAAGAAUCUAAGGAAACUGACCUCUCGAUGUCAAUUGAGGUUUACAGAUAUUAUGCUGGAUGUUACACUCGGCAUGAACCUAUUGGUGUGUGUGCUGCAAUUAUUCCAUGGAACUUUCCUUUAAUGAUGCAAGCCUGGAAACUCGGUCCAGCUUUAGCAUGCGGUAACACAAUUGUGCUUAAAACUUCUGAAUAUACUCCCUUGACUGCAUUAAAAGUUGCCGCUUUGAUUAAAGAAGCUGGAUUUCCGAAAGGUGUUGUCAAUAUUUUGAGUGGAUAUGGCAAACCUGCUGGAAGUGCUAUGGCAUAUCAUAUGAAGAUUGAUAAAAUUGCCUUUACUGGUUCCACUGUGACAGGAAAAUAUAUCUUAAAAGCAUCAUCUGAGAGUAAUUUGAAAAAAGUAACUUUGGAAUUAGGAGGAAAAUCUCCCAAUAUCAUACUCGCUGAUGCCGAUCUUGAAGAAGCAGUUAAAUGGGCCCAUUCGGGAAUUUUCUUUAAUCAUGGUCAAUGUUGUUGUGCCGGUUCAAGAGUUUAUGUCGAAAAUUCCGUAUAUAAUAAAUUUAUUAAUAAAUUUAAAGAACAUACGGAAAAGAUGAAAGUUGGCGAUCCAUUCGAAAAUGAUACUUAUCAAGGACCAGUUGUUUCUAAAAUACAAUUUGAUAGGGUUAUGGGUUACAUCGAAACUGGAAAAAAGGAAGGUGCUACUUGUUUGAUGGGAGGUGAUAGACAUGGGAAAGAGGGAUAUUUUAUUAAACCGACUAUUUUUACUGAUAAAGAAGAAAUGACCAUAAUGCAAGAAGAAAUCUUUGGUCCCGUGGUUGCAAUUUCAAAGUUUAAUACGAUUGAAGAAGUUAUUGAAAAAGCUCAUAUGACCACCUAUGGUUUGGCUGCUGCCGUAUUCACAAAAGAUGUUUCACGUGCUAUCAAGAUUUCUAACGAGUUGAAAGCUGGAACUGUUUGGGUUAACCUUUAUAAUACAUUCGACUCUUAUUCUCCGUUUGGUGGAUUUAAACAAUCUGGAAUAGGUCGUGAACUUGGAAAGUAUGCAUUGAAAGAGUAUACUCAAGUGAAGACUGUUCAAAUUAAUCUAGACAUGACUGCGUAA
Molecule: messenger RNA, 1440 nt
Organism: Diversispora eburnea
Lineage: Eukaryota; Fungi; Glomeromycota; Glomeromycetes; Diversisporales; Diversisporaceae
Source: the annotation of a GenBank genome assembly